Molecule: messenger RNA, 471 nt
Organism: Didymodactylos carnosus
Lineage: Eukaryota; Metazoa; Rotifera; Eurotatoria; Philodinida; Philodinidae
Source: the annotation of a GenBank genome assembly
AUGGCGGUGUCGUACCUCCACCGGUACCCCCACAAUGGGCGUCCACCACUACAUCUGCAAUCAUAUCAAGAAGACAUUAUGAGUGCACUUAUGGGAGAAUCAUCGUUAGUCAAUCAUCGUAUUCGUCAUCGUCGUCAAGUUAAUUAUGAUCCGUAUGGAUAUGGAAACUUUGGUAGUGGUAGUGCAAUUCAAAACUGGCCUAGUAACAACCUGCCUCCAAGUAAUUAUCCAUCUUAUGGAAGUAAUUCAAAUUAUUGGAAACCUAACAAUAACAACAACAACUACAACCAUAAGCCUAAUUUCAAUGAUGAUUAUACUCGUUAUGAUCCAGAAGGAUGGAAAUACGUUCAGAAUAAUAAUCGACCAAAUCGUCGUCCCGAAUGGUAUUAUAGUUCCUGUUAUAUAAAUCGACAGAAUAAUUUGUUAAAUAUAUUUAGCUUUAUUUUAUUAACAAUUAUCUAUUUCGUAUAA